This is a messenger RNA of Glycine soja, 1489 nucleotides long. Its product is annotated as PTI1-like tyrosine-protein kinase At3g15890. Bases 322 to 1377 code for a protein of 351 amino acids. NCBI's taxonomy places the organism in Eukaryota, Viridiplantae, Streptophyta, Magnoliopsida, Fabales, Fabaceae. The record is from RefSeq and is a predicted model, not a curated record. Gene Ontology annotation, molecular function: protein kinase activity; ATP binding. The transcript has 4 exons. Gene Ontology annotation, biological process: protein phosphorylation.
AAUGAGUGACAUUUCCAAUGAAAAAGGAAGCUUAACGAAAGCUAGCAAACAAAAGCCUAGGCCAUAAUUUAAGGCAUAUAAUAUACACAAAAUUUGCUAGCGUUUCCACCAUUAUAUUAACCUUGACUUCCAAGGUAGCCCCUAUGUCGAUACCAUAACCCCUUUUUGUUUCUUCAUUGCAUUUGCCGGUUUACUUUGGCUUCUUUCUUGCAGCAUUUCAUCCUAUAUUUUUUAUUUUCUUCUUGAAUCCCUCAAACCCUUCCAACUUUUUCUUCUUCUGUCAACGUGAACUAAGAUUCUACAGAUUCUUCCUUUGAAAGAAUGAACUUGAAACAAUACUGUUGUUUCCUCAAAGAUGAAGGUCUAAACAAAAUACAGGUUUCCAACAAGAAGAACAGUAGGGACUAUCCAUGGGAAAUGUACACUUUGAAGGAGUUGCUUCGUGCAACAAACAACUUUCAUCAAGAUAAUAAGAUUGGAGAGGGUGGAUUUGGAAGUGUUUAUUUUGGUCGAACAAGUAAAAGCGUUCAGAUUGCAGUGAAGCGAUUGAAGACAAUGACUGCAAAGGCAGAGAUGGAGUUUGCAGUGGAAGUGGAAGUGUUAGGAAGAGUGAGGCACCAGAAUUUGUUGGGAUUGAGGGGAUUCUAUGCAGGAGGAGAUGAAAGGUUGAUUGUGUAUGAUUACAUGCCUAACCAUAGCUUGUUAACUCAUUUGCAUGGUCCACUUGCUAAGGAAUGUCAGCUAGAUUGGCCUAGAAGAAUGAGCAUAGCAAUUGGAGCUGCUGAAGGUUUAGCGUAUCUGCACCAUGAAUCAACUCCUCACAUCAUACACAGAGAUAUAAAGGCAAGCAAUGUUCUUCUAGACCCUGAAUUCCAAGCCAAGGUUGCUGAUUUUGGUUUUGCAAAGCUGGUACCGGAUGGUGUGACCCAUCUUACCACAAAAGUUAAGGGCACCCUAGGAUAUUUGGCACCAGAAUACGCCAUGUGGGGGAAGGUUUCUGAGAGCUGUGAUGUUUACAGCUUUGGAAUUUUACUUUUGGAGAUUAUUAGUGCCAAGAAACCAAUUGAGAAAUUCCCAGGAGGAGUGAAAAGGGACAUUGUUCAAUGGGUCACUCCAUAUGUCAACAAAGGUCUCUUCAACAACAUUGCGGAUCCAAAGUUGAAGGGGAAAUUUGAUUUGGAGCAAUUGAAAAAUGUUACCACCAUAGCUCUUAGAUGCACCGAUAGUAGUGCGGAUAAGAGGCCUAGCAUGAAAGAGGUGGUGGAUUGGCUCAAGAAUGGUGUAGGGAGCACUUGGGGAGAAGAGAAUAUUCCAACUUUAAGUAUCAAGAAUGGAGACGAAGGAAAUGACAAAGAUGACAAAUUAAAAAAUAACUAGUGAUAUGUAUAAAGUGAUAUCAAUUUGUUUGUUUUUUAUUUUGGUUUAUUUGUGAAAUGAGACUGACGUUUAUUUAUAUUUCAGAAAAAUUAAGGUAUCUUUACGGCAGUAA